ACGGGACCGAGAAAAUGGCGAAUAUGGACGAGUUUAAAUAGGGAUUUAACGUAAUAUGGACACGUUAAGCAGUUUUGAUAUCGAAAUAAGUUUGGGCGUGUUUCUUUUCUACGUCAGGUGCCAUGUUAAUUAACGGUGAGCGCUACACCUGUGUUACACUGGUCGAAGCUAGUUUGUAAUCACGUAAACUUUAGUCUUGGUAGCUAUGCUAGCUAGCUAGCUGGCGUUAGCAGGAUAGCUAGAAACAUGAAGUGUCCUUAGUUGGCAGACGUGAAUGGCGUCCCUGUGCCCACACAGCGAUAUAACAGCGGACCUGAAUACAUUGGAGCACGGCUGACCUGUGUUCAUGGCUUAUCGUUGAGUUAAGGUCUCUGGGACACCGUAGUAGACGUUAUGGCUCUAAACAACUUGGUUUUUGUUAUCGAUGUGGAUUACGGAGAUCAACUGGAAGUCAAGAACCAUCUCCUGAAACGAGGAAUAUUACAAACCCUACUGCAUUUCGGCUACAAGUAUGGAUUUGACAAAGUUCGCUGGGGUUAUAAAUUCUUUCAAUCCAAGACUGGCCGCAAUGCGAGCCUUCUAUCAAGGGGAUCGGACUUUAAGGAGCUUCGCCACAAAACGUUUGAGGACUUUGAAAUAGAGUUUGAAGCAAAGUUUGACCUGAAGGAUAAACCGUGCCCGUCCCAGCAGCAGAAGCAGCAAUACAAUCAUUCUGCCUCCGUUCAAAACGCACUCAAAGAGACCCUGCUGGACUUCCAGUGGGACAGACCAGACAUCACAUCUCCCACUAAACUGUCCUUGAGGCCGCGGAAGUCGAGCCGAGCUGGAAAGCCCAGCAUUUCACAGGAGGAGGAUGUUUCAAAUAACUGGAGGAAUGUGGUGUUUGUUGUGUCGGAGUGUCCACGUUCCAGGACACAACUUGUGGACUAUCUUUCUUUGGGAAACCGUGACCUGCCGACAGAUGUGACAGAGCACAUAUUACCCAGGGUGCUUCACGACAUGCUGAUUCAGCGACAGGUAGUGCUGCACUGGAUUGACAGUAGAUCACAUGUUCAGGUCAUGAGUUGUGAGGAUCACCUCGGCUUUGACAAGCUGUCUGAGGUCCUAGCUCAGCUGGGUGGCAGAGUGAUCCCCGUGGUUGCAAUGCUGAACCUCUGCUCCAGUCAUAAUCCAGAUGCAGGCUUCAGGAGAGAGGCUUUUGCAUUCAAGUCCAGCAUUGAAUACUUGCUGUCUUCUGAAAGGCAGCACCGCUUGGCUUUUCCUGUCAUAGGUGGUGUUCUGCGGUGGGAGCAAGGUGACAUGACACAGAGCUGUGGCAUCAUGGUUGAGCCAGUGUCUCGCAGACAGAGGCUUCUCCCAGAGUCGGUGGAAGUGUGUCUAAAAGGAGUGCUGCGGGACUGGGAUGACUCGUCACUCAGACAGACAUCCACAGAGUCAUGGGUGCUACAGUGCUCCAGCAGCAAUGACCAGGGAGCAGCUGCUGCCUUCCAGCAGCUCCUGAUGGAGCUGUCUUCUCAUGCUCUGCACAUGCUCUCUGAGGUGAAUGACAGCGGCCUGGUGUGCUCGGCUGUCCUCUCGCCCAUGUCACACUCGACAGCUCUGCUCACCGUCCUCCAGUCUGAAGUCACUGAGCACGACCAGUUCCUGACCACCGAAGUCAUUACACCGGCCACAGCGGAAACCUCAGCUGAACUACCAGAUAUUGUGAGCAGUGUUCUGGGAGUAGUGUAUGACAUCAUGGAGGAGGAGGACACUGUUGAUGACCAACCAAAGGAUCAUCCGGUUCCUGAGUGGGCUCAGCAGGAAGUCAGCCAUUGCCCGCUGACAACCGGCGUGUUGGAGAGUUGGUUCCCUCAGUCAGACCAGUCAGGAGUGAGUUCCCAUUUAAUGGAGUCAAUGAGGUUGCUGGAUGCAGUGCCAGAGCAGAGGGACGAGGAGGAGCAGUCUGUCCUACAGCAGGAGCUGAUCAGCGGUCUGGCUGAAUUGUAUCAAACAUCCCGGGGAGCAGAUGCCAAGAGGGGCAAGAAACGUGGCGCCCAGCGCACACCAGUGAAACAGAAGAUGAAGACAAUGAGCCGCUCAUUGCAGAUGCUGAAUGUGGCGCGGCUGAAUGUCAAAGCCCAAAAGAACCAGGCCGAGGCGGAGCAGCUUGGUGCCGAGUGCAGAGGACCAGAGAGACCGGGGAAGAGACGGUCAAGUGACCGGAACAAGUCUGGAGGAACCACCACCAUCAGUUUCGCUAGUGAGGCAGAGCUGCUGUCCCAUCUGAAAUGCAGUUAUGAGAAGACGAUGGCAGAGAGAGACUCGUCCCUCCUCACCGCUGUCCACCAGCUCCUGUUCACUGUGAAAACCUUCCUCGGGACAGAAUCAGACCUGCAGGUAAAGACCUCCGUGUUUGUCCAGCAGCACCUUCUCAAGUCCGGCAAAUCAGUCAGGCAGCUCUAUGGCUCGGCUGCUGACGUCGAUGGCAAAGUCAGAGAGUGCAAGCUUCAGGCGCUGCUGAGGUUGGACUUGUGCAGACUUUUCUCCACGGAGCAGUCUGACUCACUGGAUGUUGAUCAGAUGGCAGAGGAGGUGGCUGAAAUGCUCAGGAUUAUCUCCUUAACUAAAGACCCAGUUUGCCUUGCAAGGUUCCUGGGAGAUGAAGUCCUCCCAGGCUUCCUGACCGCCGUCCCCAGAGUGCUUGCAGACAUCUACCACAGUCUGGGCACCCAGCUCCCUGAGGCUCUGGUGGCUGUUCUGCCUUCUGACGUCUUCAGCGACGAGUCGGUGGCCAAGGACAGCAUUUCUCCGUCAGCCUCCUCACCGCCUCUGUCCACACGCAGCAUGCUUUCAGACGGCAGUGAUCGUCUGCAGGACCUGCGAAAUCGCUCAGCCAGCAAGAGGAGGAGUGGGAUGCUGACUCGUCACCGCAGCAUGACUGAAUCAUCACAGAGUCUUCGCCAAAUAGAGAUCCCCAAAAAGACUACAAGAGCUUCCAAAUCAAAGGUCUCCGUUGCUUUGGAGAAAACUGUUGCAGAACCACAACCUAAACCUCAGAAACAAGAAACACAAGAGGUGACAAAGGUGAGAAGAAACCUGUUCAACGAAGAGAUCGUUUCCCCCUCAAAGAAAGCCAAGCUGCCAAGGAGCCAGUCUGUGUCCGCAGUGGAAGGCUUGAAACGCAAGCGGGCUCUUGAAUCUGAAGAGAGGCACAAACUUCUGACAAAGAAAGUGUGUGAAACACCUCACCACAAGCAGGUGUCCAGUCGCCUCCUAUACAGACAGAAAAGAGGACGGAGCUCUGUCCCAUCUGAGGAGUGCAUCGUAGAAGAGUCGCCAGUAAAGCCUGCAGACGACCUAAGAAGGAGCCCAAGGAUAAAGGCGUUUGCUCGAAGACACUCAAACAUCUUCUACUCGAGUUCUCAACCUCGCUCCCGCAACCUGGACAGGGCUCUCUCUGCGUCGCAGCUUUCUCUCAGCGAUGGCAGAAUCAGUGAGGUUAAUGUAAAGACAGUUCGGUCUCCCAUGCGUCUCCUUUUUGGGGCUGCUGAUUCCUCCGGUUGUCCGUCUGACCGGUCUUGUGCAACCAGGCUGACCAGGUCCCGGCUGUCCACAGACUCCAGUGUCUUUGAGAGUCCAAAUAAAACUCCAACAAGGCCACCCGGCAAAUGUGGGAGAGCCAUGGCUGGGAUCACAACACCCAAGACCCCUCGAACCUCAAGGUCCCCCAAAACCCCCCCUCCAUCAAGGAUGCCUGUUUUCCCUGUUGCACAGAGCCCUGUAGCAGGUGGCUCUCGUGAACUUGGUCCGGCUCUGAGAGGCAGUCCUUUCAGAUCUCCAGCCAGACAGACUCUGUUGGUAGAGACACCUACCAAGGAGAGCCCACUGAAGGGAAUCCUCCGUACUCCAGUCAAGGCCUUGGUCGAAUGCCUCUCCGCUUCUGGAUUACAUCUUCUCAAUAGCCCGAUUUCUAAGACUCCAAAGAAGAGUGUCACGUGGUCUCCAUCCCCUCGAAAAUGCCCAGUGUCGGAGAACAGUGUUGCUUUCAAGGUGCCAGAGUCUCCUCGUACCGCGUCCCGCACGUCGCCUCGACUGUUGAAAACACCGAGCAAGCUCAGCAGUCCUGUCAAAGUCACAAACACUAAAAGAGAUAUUUUCAAGACCCCAGAAAAGACUUGUCAAGUGAGCCUAGUGAGGGUUUCUGAAAAUGUAAUUUUGACACUUGAAAAACAUCAGAGGUCAUCUGAAAAAGUUCACAACGGGAUGAAAACACCUGAAAAAGGUGAUGCUGUCGGUCUACUGGAAAUGCCUCCUCCGCCAUGCACACCACCUCCAGUCCACCACCUCUCACCUCUCACUAGAACUCAACCCAAGACCCCUAGUCCUCCUCACAAAAUGAUCACUCGCUCUGGACGAACUCCAGGCAAAAGUUCAAACGUUGCAUCCCCGUGUAGGCCAGUAUUGACACCAGCGGGAUGUAGUAGUAGUUCAGAAAGUUCAGACACUUCGGCUAAGUCCCUGAGAAGAACACGGUCGGGUCAAGGUGCUGAAACAAUCAGAUCCCAGUCGAGUGAGAAUGUUGUGGAAAAGAACAUGCAGUCGGAUACAAAAGACGAGGUACGAGCCGAACCUUCCCAAACCUCUGAAACGGACUCUCAUUCCCACACAGAUUCACAGCAGUUUGAUUCUUCGUGUUUUAACUCCGCGUCCACAGACGAUGACAGUAUGGACAUUGUAGAUGCUGCAGUUGUAAAGACCCAGUUUAGUGGAGGUAUCAAAAUGAACAUAAGCUUUUCACGGAAGCCCUCGAAGUCCAGUGAAGACUUUUUGCCAAACGAAGUCGCUCCUAAAUCCCUCGUGCCAACGCAAGGCACACCUGGCCGGAUCUACGGCUUCCGGCAGACCCCGGACCGUCAACAGAGGGAGGCUGCUGCUCGCUUGGGCUACGGGAACGAAUCCCCUCGGUUUUCAACCCCUAGAGGCCCCGCAAGACCGAGUCGACAAAAGGGCAUGGCGACUCCGAAUCCUCUGACUUACCAAGUUGAAUUGGAAAUGCAAACAUCAGGACUUCCCAAGCUCAAAAUCAAACGCACAGAUUCCAUGAAUGCGGGCGAUUCGGGAGCUGGGAGCCCUUUAGUUUGUGUGAAACCUUCUCAGCUGGAAAGCCCCUUGGCUUUGUUUUCUAAGCACAGAGAUCCGUCCAUCUGUACUCAUGUCACUCCGGCCAAGAGCACGCCUGGAAAAGGUGGAAGCGUCCAAACUUACAUCUGCCAGUCUUACACCCCUACACGUCAUCCUGCGGGAACCAUGUCUCCGGUGGCAACUGCAGACAUCAUUCCCCUCACUCCUUCCCCUCAGAGUGUAGGGACGGUGACCCCGGACAACUUCAGCAGCUGGCCGCGCAGGAAGAGGGCUCAGAUUGGUGUGGGCGGGGGCAAGGAUCGCGGCCCGAAGGGGGAGCCGUUGCUGGCGGAGUUGCUGGAGGAAGCGGAGCUCGGAGUUAGCAGAUUGCAGGAUGUGGACGACGCGGACGAGCCUUCAAACUACAAAGCCACAAUAUUUUCUCUGGCUUCCAAACAGUCCUCCCCAGCUGGGGCAGAUGCGUCCCCUCUUUCCUCGGUGGAAGACUUGUACUGGACGGAGAUGCUGGCUCAGCAGACGGAUCCUCAGAGAGCAGAAGAAGACGUCAUCUGGGCCGCUGGAAGUGGAGACAUCAAGUCAAUCGCGACUCCUCCCAGCUCAAAGGUGAGGAAGCCGGUCACAACGAGUGGGAUUCUGGCCCUCACUCACUCUCCACUGUUGUUCAAGAGCAGAACGGGCUCUUCUAGUCAGAGAACGCCACAUUUUAAAGAUGAGGCCUCAUCGGGGAGGACGGUGGAGGUGGACGGAGUGGACGGCUCUCCCUUCAGCCAGCCGAUCAGACACUCAAACACGGGGAAGACCUACAGCAGGAAGAGGCUGCUUCACUGAACCGUCAGAAAGAUGAUCCAUUCUGUGUUUCUACUGUGAAGUUCUCCGCCAUGUUUCAUCAGGAGUGCUUUUGAUGAAAGAUGUCUUUGAAGCCCCGCUUGAAAGCCCUCUGCACAUGAAUGAGUGUCCCUUUCAGUCCCGAGCGUUUCUGUUCUAACCGGUGGCCUUUUGUUUUAAUCAUGACAUGUUAAGAUCGUAGUCUGGCUGAGCACCGAGAUGAGAAGCUAUGCAGUUCUGCCGAGAUGUUUAAAACUUUUCCUAUUUAAUGGUUUUAUCAUUCAAAGUAGGCCGUGUUCUCUGCACGGGUCUCUGUGAAGUUAACACGUUGGAAAUGGUGAUAUUACCUCAUCGUUGUUUUUCAAAGUUGUAAUAAGCAAAUUUACAAUCAAGUCUAAAGUUUGUUGAUAUACUAUUCAUGUUUAUUUAUUCGUUUGUUUUUUGUCAUAAACCUGCUUUUAAGUGACAGGGAAUGGCCUAAUGAUUGAUUCAGAUUGUAAAUAUCUUAUGUUACCAAAGUCUUAUGUAAAUAAAUAUCAGUUUUCUUAAUU
This is a messenger RNA of Anarrhichthys ocellatus (wolf-eel), 6500 nucleotides long. It is a transcript of the gene ticrr, whose product is annotated as TopBP1-interacting, checkpoint, and replication regulator. The record is from RefSeq and is a predicted model, not a curated record. Gene Ontology annotation, molecular function: chromatin binding. The transcript has 21 exons. Gene Ontology annotation, biological process: regulation of DNA-templated DNA replication initiation; mitotic DNA replication checkpoint signaling; response to ionizing radiation. Lineage: Eukaryota; Metazoa; Chordata; Actinopteri; Perciformes; Anarhichadidae. Gene Ontology annotation, cellular component: nucleus. Bases 394 to 5952 code for a protein of 1852 amino acids.